Cynoglossus semilaevis (tongue sole) is the source of this 832-nucleotide messenger RNA. Its product is annotated as guanylyl cyclase-activating protein 2-like. NCBI's taxonomy places the organism in Eukaryota, Metazoa, Chordata, Actinopteri, Pleuronectiformes, Cynoglossidae. Gene Ontology annotation, cellular component: photoreceptor inner segment; cone photoreceptor outer segment. The record is from RefSeq and is a predicted model, not a curated record. Gene Ontology annotation, molecular function: calcium sensitive guanylate cyclase activator activity; calcium ion binding. The transcript has 4 exons. Bases 39 to 602 code for a protein of 187 amino acids. Gene Ontology annotation, biological process: visual perception.
GCCUGUAGCCAGAAAGGUCAGCGAGACAAUCAACGACCAUGGGUCAAGAAGAAAGUCGCAACGAGGAGAUGGAUACGGCACGAAUCCAAGAGCUGUGCAUCGUUUUCAUGAGGGAAUGCCCCAGUGGGUCUCUGCAUUUACACGAGCUGAGGAGGAUAUUUGGCGUCCCCAGCAGCUCCGUGGAGGAGGCCCUCUUCGUCGAGACAGUGUUCCGGUCAUUUGAUACAAAUAAGGAUAAUGCGCUCGAUUUCCUGGAGUACGUAGCAGCACUGCACUUGAUUUUUCGAGGCAAUCUUGAGGAUCGACUCAGAUGGUCUUUUAAGAUGUACGACAAAGACGGGAAUGGGAAGCUGGACAAGCAGGAGGUGAAACGGAUCAUUAAGAUAAUUUACAAAGUGAAGGUUCAGACCAGUGAAGUCGACAUGGGUCCUUCUGAAAUCUGUGACAGGAUCUUUGAUCUGGUGGAUCAGAAUCAUGACGGUCAGAUAACAUUGUCAGAGUUCAUGGAAGGAGCUCAGAAAGACGAGUGGUUGAUGAACAUGCUCAAACUGGACAUCAACGUGACCGGCUGGGUCAACCAGAACAGUUGGAAAAAGUCCUGACCCUGUCACCUAUAGUGGGCACACUGCCCACUUUUAUUUAAUUCUAACACUGACCCAAAAGUCUGGUCGAAGCCGCUGCUGCAUUUAAAAAUGAUUUUUUUUUUACUGCACGCUUCCUGUGGCUCGCAGUCAAAGUGCACCGCCUUGUGGUCCACGACCACGACUGUCCUGGAUUUGAAGGCGGCUCAAGAGGUCAGGAGGAGUACUGUGCACAUGACCUCUGGUACUGA